UAAUUUGUCGAUACAUUUAAUAAUAUAUUUUUAAAAUCUCAUAUCAUAUAUGAAUUGGUGUCAAAUCAAUAACAGACUAAUAAAAGCAAAUCAAUUCAACAAAACUAAACUAUCAUUCAGUGUGUAUGUGAACAACGGGUAUGUCAUCAGCGGAUGUGACGAAUCCAUACAUAUGAGCAUAAAGUAGUAGAAGAAGUCAUGACGUCCAGCAUCGGUGGUGCAGCAGAUCUCGGAUAUAACAAUAACAACAACAUUAGCAGCCAUAACAUCAUUGACCAGAAUGUGACACACGUCGCGACCGCCAUUACUAAGGCUGCCGUCAGUGCCAUAGCCAACAACAUCAGCAACAACAACAACGACACCACAGAACCGAUCGCCAAUGGCCACUACGAUUGGCCAGCGAGCGGCUCGUGGAUGUUCUCCAAUCGCGAUGUACCCAUACUUAUCGGUGCAGCUGCUGGAGCCAUUGGUCUCAUCGUAAUCCUGUUGUUGGCGGCCCUGAUCUGGCAUUGCUGUCAAUACAUGAAUACACAGAAAACCAGUUACAGUCUUGACGACGGUGGUAGCGAUAGUCAACGUAAUAGUGUCGGCAGUCGGACCUCAAACUUGUAUAUCAAUAAUCCAAUGGAUUCGUCGACUGGACUAAUCAUUGGCCAGAAGAAUAGUAGUGCCAUAACUCGCGAACAAACAUCACUGAAGAGAUCAACGACCGGAUCUUCUAUUAGUCAUAAUAAUAACAUUAGAGAUAACAGUGCACUUCAGACAAAUAAUACUCAAACACCUAUUAUUGAGUCAAUUGAUAGACACGGAAGACACCAACAGUUGACUGUUUGCGACAACUUAUGCGCCGUCGAUAUUGACAAAGAAGAAGAAGAAGACGACGAAGCCGUCAACGAAGAUAACGUCAACGACAAUAGCAGACGACGACGACAACAAUCAGUUGAUACAAAAUCUCUUGAGAUGGAAUUGAAUCAGAAGAAUGAGUCGAUAAAUAAUUAUCAUCAAAGAAGUCAUAUGUAUAUUACAAGUAAACAUAAUAAUACUAAUAUUAAUAAUCAAAUCAAUACUACCGAUGAUAUGAUCUAUAAGUCAAAGAGUCUGCCGUGGAGUCAAUCAAAUAAACAUAAAUCUGUUACCAUCGAUGACGAAGUUCACGAGUUUGGUGCUAAGGUUAACUUCAGUAAGAAGCGAAAGAAUCGGAUGCGCAACGACAGCGCCGCUGCCAUUGCACUGAACCGAAGCGGAGGAACCGAUACCAACAUAAUUAAGACAUCGUUAAGACAUUCGCAUAAAGACACCGACACUCUGGUAGAUAAUGAAGCCGUUGUUGUCUACGAUGAAAGAACUGCCUUAUAGUGUUGGGGAACGACAACAAAAUAUCAAUAAUUUAAUUGUAAAUUAUCCUAACAGUCCUUAUUUUGUGUGGUAUAAUAAU
Oppia nitens is the source of this 1435-nucleotide messenger RNA. RefSeq lists its product as uncharacterized. The transcript is spliced from 5 exons. The record is from RefSeq and is a predicted model, not a curated record. Lineage: Eukaryota; Metazoa; Arthropoda; Arachnida; Sarcoptiformes; Oppiidae. The coding region runs from base 199 to 1356 and encodes 385 amino acids.